This is a messenger RNA of Myxocyprinus asiaticus (Chinese sucker), 3363 nucleotides long. RefSeq names its product beta-adducin-like. The record is from RefSeq and is a predicted model, not a curated record. Gene Ontology annotation, biological process: barbed-end actin filament capping. The transcript is spliced from 15 exons. NCBI's taxonomy places the organism in Eukaryota, Metazoa, Chordata, Actinopteri, Cypriniformes, Catostomidae. Bases 461 to 2470 code for a protein of 669 amino acids. Gene Ontology annotation, molecular function: actin filament binding. Gene Ontology annotation, cellular component: plasma membrane; cytoskeleton; postsynaptic density.
UGCGAUUCACGAUUUUUAGUACGUGACAGCUAUUUCCGUUUAACAGAUAUAUGCUAGUAUAACAGUACUGGUGAACAAACUCCUCUAAGCUGCGUAUAAAAACGAGCCGGAGCUGAAUAUAAAUAGUAAAGCGCGAGGUCAUGAAUCUGGCAGGCGCGGUCGUGGGCUGGUCCAGCCUGCAAUAAACGUAAAACAACGGAGGGGAUGCAGAGCUCUACGAAAACACGGACCCAAAACAAUACCAUUCACUCCGGAAAACAAGACUAAUAAUCGAUUGCUUGGUGCACGCGCCUGUUUUGACACAUUGCAUGCAUAGCUGUAGUGUAUGGUGAAUGCGUGCGUAAAGGACAAAGAGGAGAGGAUGCUGCUGUAAGCUCUCUCACCUGGCCCUGCUUUGCCUAUCCUUUCGUUUUAGCUCAUAUUUCUUUCCUUUCCUCUCUGUCAUUCUGGGAAAUAGAAGAUGAGUAACUCUCCCAUCCCUAAAGGGACUCCGGUCCAGCAAAGUCCAGUAGAUGGGGAGUGUCUGGAGUCAGAACUGGUCCAGUCUCCCCAGCAGUCAACCCCUUCCAGCGGCCUCAAGAAACGUGUAUCCAGUCUCCUGCAAAGCCCUUCAUUUAAAGAGGAGCUGGAUGUGUUGAUUCAGGAGCAGAUGAAGAAAGAAGGAAGUUCUUCUAGUCUGUGGGCUCUUAGACAGAUUGCUGACUUUAUGGCCACUCACGGAUCUCCAGCCGCUCUGCCUGUCGCUCCAUCCACCGUUAACAUGGUAACCCCCAUUAACGACCUGCACGGAUUGGAGCCAAGCUCCAUGGUGAAGGGUGAGAGACUGAUGCGCUGUAAGCUGUCUAGUGUACACCGACUGGUGGAUCUGUUUGGCUGGGCCCAGCUCGCCAACACGUGCCUCACAAUGCGCGUUAGUAAAGAGCAGGAACAUUUCCUGGUGCUGCCAGACGGUCUGGCCUUCGGGGAAGUGACUGCAUCCAGUCUGGUGAAGGUGAACAUUCUUGGUGAGGUGGUAGAGAAAGGCAGCACUACUCUUGGAGUCGAUCUCUCUGCGUUCAGUCUGCAUUCUGCAAUCUACUCGGCACGACCAGAUGUCCGCUGUCUUCUGCACCUCCACACUCCAGCCAUAGCAGCAGUAUCAGCCAUGAAAUGUGGCCUACUACCUCUAUCCCAUGAGGCUUUGUUGGUGGGUGAGGUAGCUUAUUAUGACUACAAUGGAGUGAUGGAGGAGGAAGAGGACAGAGUGGAUCUCCAGAAGAGCUUGGGACCGACAUGCAAGGUGUUGGUAUUGAGGAAUCAUGGUAUCGUGGCCUUGGGAGAAUCAGUGGAGGAGGCCUUUUACACAAUCUACCACAUCCAGACUGCAUGUCAAAUACAGGUGGCAGCACUCUGCAGUGCUGGAGGGGAACAAAACCUAAUCUUGCUGGACCGCAACAUCCACAAGCCUGUUGUCACAGGCACCGUGGGUUGGGCCGGAUCCACCUUCGGCCCCAUGCAUAAAAGCAGGCUAGGAGAACAUGAAUUUGAAGCUCUGAUGCGAACAUUGGACAAUCUGGGUUACCGUACAGGGUAUGCCUACCGUUUCCCAGUACUGUUGGAGCGCUCUAGAACCAGGAGAGAGGUGGAAGUUCCUGCCACAGUCACAUCGUUUUCCUUCAGUGAGGAUGGGGUUCACCCCCACCCAUGUCUCCAUCCCCAUGCCCAGAGACAACAGCAGAAGACAAGGUGGCUGAACACUCCAAAUGUCUAUCAGAAAGUCAACCAGGACCAGGCCAGCCCAGGACCUCGGACUACGUGGCAGAAAGCAGAAGAAAUGACCCAGGGUAGUGGCAGUGCCAUUAAGAUAGAGAAUCCAAACCAGUUUGUCCCUCUCUUCACUAACCCAAAGGAGGUGCUCGAAACAAGGAAUAAGAUAAGGGAGCAGAAUCGUCAGGACAUGAAAACAGCCGGACCUCAGUCUCAGGUGUUAUCCGGCGUCAUCACAGACAACAGUCCACCGACUCCAGAGGAGGUGGAGCCCAAACCCCCUGCCACACCAGAGCCGGAGCCUCCAAACCCCUUUAACGAGCUGACGGAUCAGGAGUUGGAGGAGUACCGCAAGGAGGUGCAACGCAAGCAACUUGGCCAGGAGGACGGUGUGGAGGAGGUGGUGAAUGACACGGGGACUCCCCCGACUACCUCGCCCACAAAGACCACACCAUCAGAUGGAAAAACCACAGAGGCUGUGCAGAACAAUAAAGGUGAUGAGAAGAAACAACAAGAGGAGCUAGAAAAAGGAAUGAAGGCCUUGUCGACUACCGACACUUCAGAAACCACUCUCUCGGCUCCGCCCACUGCCCCGCCCAACAAACCUGCAGGCAACACCCCAGACGGCUCUCCUUCCAAAUCCCCAUCAAAGAAGAAAAAGAAGUUCAAAGCCCCAUGUUUCUUAAAGAAAAGCAAGAAACAGAAAGAAAAAGCCGAAACUUGAACUCUUACGUGUUCAUCACUAUACUUUCACAUACAUGCUCAAAACACACAGCAUAUGCGUGUUAUUACACCUUCUUCCAAGAACGUUACUCACACACAAGUUCACUCACACACUAACACAUCUUCACAUCCACUCACUGUGUAUCCAUUUCUUGAUCUUUACAUACUAUACAAGUUUUUGAUUAUGGUUUUCGUUUUCAGUACACUCUCUGACUGCACUGAUGCAAAUUUUACGAUGCUUCACUGAUACAGAUUGAAUAGGUGAAGCGCACGAUGAGCUCUUGUGACCUCCCUCCCUUGCUUAAAAAUAAAAUUGCACUUAGUACAUGUAUGGAAAAAAAAGAAUGUGGGAUUGCAUAAGCAUUGAUUGUUCAUGUCUAUCAAUUCUGAUUGUUGCUCAGUCAUCAUCAAACACAGGUGUUUAAAUAAUUACAUGUGGCAUUGGCAUUACUGUGUAUUCUAAGUUGACUGAAAUCUUUUUUUAACUACGUCAUACAUCUCACUUUGUUAUGAAUCACAGGGAUAAAUGAUUUUACAAUGUACCAGUGACUGAAAAUCAUGAUGACGGUCUUGCAAUGGCUUACAAAAAUAAAAAAUGUGUUUUGGGGGGGGGGGUUAAUAAAAAUCAAAAUAGGUCUAAUUAUGCAAGAUCAUGGCUUGUUGCUGCAAAGAAAACACCAACUUUAAGUGCACGGAUUUAUUCCACUUCUUUUUAUUUAUGAUGUUUAUUUUGUAUGUAUGCUGGAGACAUUGCAGUUGUAAUUAUUUUUAUUAUCAGUCAUUGUUAUUUAAAUGCAUUUGUGUGAAUAGCUGGUUUAUAAACUUGAUUUCAUGUCAAUAUUGUAAAAUGCUAGGAUCGGAUGUACCAUUCAUUAAAGAUCACAUCCAUGUAAA